UUUGACAGCUCAGAGGAAUCAGGAGGAAUCAGCCCAGCAGAGUAAAACCCGAAGCUGCUUCAUUCCGCUUCUCUCCGCGUACAAACCACCAGAACAACUGUUACAGUUUAUCCGAGCUCCGGGUCCCCGCUCCGCACAUGCGUGCAGCUGUGUGACCCCCCUCUCAGCUGAGGACCCGACUUUCCGCAAACUGGAUUCCCGGAGCUCCUCGCCAUGCCUGCCCGGGUUUAGAUUCUCAAUGGAGCUCUCUAACAUGUACGAGGUCGCACCUCGACCCCUGAUGAACAGCCUGAACCAGCAGCCCUCCUCCGGUUACAGAGAUCCGGCAGAUCUUGGCGGUGAGAUCGGAGACAGCGAGACCUCCAUCGAUCUGAGCGCCUACAUCGACCCGUCAGCUUUUAACGACGACUUCCUGGCCGACCUGUUCCACCACAGCUCCCGACAGGACAAGAUCAAGAUGAUGAACGGGGAGUAUGACCCGGUGACAUGCGGCCCGGGGCCGCAGCAGCUCUACAUGUCCAACUACAUGGAGUCUAAGAUGGAGCCGCUUUACGAGCACAACCCGCCACGCAUCCGACCGGUGGCGAUCAAGCAGGAGCCCCGGGAUGACGAGGACCUGAACCCGGGCAUGCCCCCCACCUACCACCACCCGCACCCGCACCCACACCCCCAGCAGUACUCCCAGCAGCAGCAGCAGAUGCCGCACCUCCAGUACCAGAUUGCGCACUGCGCGCAGACCACCAUGCACCUCCAGCCAGGACACCCUACACCCCCGCCGACCCCGGUGCCCAGCCCACACCAACAUCAACACCAGCACCCGCACCAGCACUCGCAGCAGGGCGGCAUGAAGCUGCUAGAUCAGCAGAGGGGAGGCGGGAAAGCCAAGAAGCACGUCGACAAGAACAGCCCGGAGUACCGGCUGAGGCGCGAGCGCAACAACGUGGCCGUGCGCAAGAGCAGGGACAAGGCCAAGAUGCGCAACAUGGAGACGCAGCAGAAGGUGGUGGAGCUGACCACCGACAACGAGAGACUGAGGCGCAGGGUGGAGCACCUGACCCGCGAGCUGGACACGUUACGGGGCAUCUUCAGACAGCUGCCGGACGGUUCCUUCAAACCCAUGGGCAGCUGAGAGAGCACGGAGCCGGACCGGGAGCGGACUGGAGAUGGACUGCUACACUGCUGGAUUUAUACACACAGCUGGUUGCGCUCGUCCGGACAGAGUGAGAGCGGAGAGGAGACUGAGGCAGCUGCGCUGUUCACAGCGAAAACAUCUGACUGAACGGAGUCCUCACAUUCACACUUUCUCCUCAAAGUUUCUCCGUGAAAACACCGACCAAAGUGCAAACAGACAUUUUCAGACUUUAUGUAGAAAACAAAGUAAACUUGAAGCCACUUUGGUUUUUAUUGUUUCAGGAAUUUGCUCCAAGAAACAGGACCGAUGAGCUUUUCCUGGAAGCAGGUGAAUUCCUCUCACCAUCCUCUCACUGACCGAGAAAGACUCGCGCUCACCUGCAGGAGAAAGCGUGACUCGUUCAGUCGUUUUCUUUUUCUUUCUUUUUUUUUUUUCCUGCAGUGUUCAUGUGCCUUUUAAAACUUUUGUGCAAAAGCCGAUAAGCUCGUCCCCCCUCCCCCUGCAGAUCCACACAACAGAGGACUGGCUGUUUGGUGCCUUAUCCCCGUACAGACUGAGAGACUCGACCCCACAUAUCAGUGCAGCUAAGGUAGGGCACGGCGGUGACGAGCCCGGACCAGCCUCCUGUGCACGUAGUUCCUCAAUGAUUUUGGUUUGUUUUAUACAAAGUUACGAACUUGUCUUAGACCUAUGAAACUUGUAUGUAUGUUUAUUUCCAUGGUAUAACUGCAUGGAUUUGUGCUCAUUUUCUCCUGUUUGUCCUCGGAGGAGGCGCGCGGGGCUGUCUCAUAAUCUGAUCACGUGAUACAAACUUCACCCCUGUGAGAUAAAACAAAUCUGAGAAAAAAAAAACAACUCAGUUUUUUAGGUUUUUGUUCACUGACACACUGUGAACCACAAUACUGAAAGCUCGUAUCUCCACUGUUUAGGCUUAGGGAGUAAAAUAAUCAGGACAAAAUCAAUAAAUCAUAUUUUAAAGUGCCAUAAGAAAAAGGCACAAAAGCAUUUUUUUUAUUUCCCUGAAGCUGAAGAAGGUGGAGAUACAAGUUUGUUCCUCCUGAGAUGGCCCAGCCCUGCCUCGGCUGACCGAACGCCAAAGUAAAACACAAACUUUAAAACAGAAAAAAAAAAACAACUGGAAUUGAAACUGUGGUACCUGCUGCAUCACGUCUCAGGGAAAACACGUAUCUGCAGAAGAAGCAGCUGGUUUGAUGGGACUCUGCAGAAACGCGGGUUCUCUGGAGACACUGAAGCAGCUCUUUGUAUGCACUAUUUGUGGAAGCACAGCUCUGCUGGGACACUCGAUGGGUACUGAUCUGAGCAGAGAAACACACCUGACUCUGUGCACAUACCUGUUUUUAAUGUUUUUGGUCAUUCAGAGAAACAAAGAAAUGUGAACAGGGUUUCUAUGCAACAUGUUAUCUCCUUCCUCUUCCCACUGGUGAAUCAUCGCUCAUGCAGCAGUGCCUUCUGAUCCUCUGAGAUGACCUUUGACCUCUCGUUGUUCUGUUGAAAAAGAUUUUUAGACAUUUGUGUGUCAGUGAGGAAGAAGGAAGCUCUAUUUUCUGUUCUUUUUUUUACAAACUCUGAUGUUAAACCAACUUUUGUUUCAAAUUUUACGUCUCAAUUGUAAAAUAAGCAUAUAUAUAUGAAUAAAUAUAUAUAUAUAAAAUACCAAAAAAUCUGAACUAUAAUAAAAGAUGCUCGUUUUAUCAGA
This is a messenger RNA of Archocentrus centrarchus (flier cichlid), 2849 nucleotides long. RefSeq names its product CCAAT enhancer binding protein alpha (gene cebpa). Gene Ontology annotation, molecular function: DNA-binding transcription factor activity, RNA polymerase II-specific; RNA polymerase II cis-regulatory region sequence-specific DNA binding. NCBI's taxonomy places the organism in Eukaryota, Metazoa, Chordata, Actinopteri, Cichliformes, Cichlidae. The transcript has a single exon. The record is from RefSeq and is a predicted model, not a curated record. Gene Ontology annotation, biological process: DNA-templated transcription; myeloid cell differentiation; regulation of transcription by RNA polymerase II. Bases 239 to 1129 code for a protein of 296 amino acids.